Cottoperca gobio is the source of this 1761-nucleotide messenger RNA. Its product is annotated as zinc-binding protein A33. The transcript has 11 exons. Gene Ontology annotation, molecular function: protein binding. The record is from RefSeq and is a predicted model, not a curated record. Bases 188 to 1516 code for a protein of 442 amino acids. NCBI's taxonomy places the organism in Eukaryota, Metazoa, Chordata, Actinopteri, Perciformes, Bovichtidae.
GGAUUUCCCGUCAGAGAGAUUCUCUUGCCACCUCAGAGGCCAUAAAUAAAAAGGUCCAAAGAUCAGGGAGAUGCAGAGGAACAGGUAGGUUGAUUGGAGAGCAGUGGCAGUGCAGUCUUCUCCACCAGCAGAGCUGCACCACUCCUGCACCACCACUCCCUCAGACAAACGGAGUGAGCACGCCACCAUGGAGAGGAAGAGUAUUCUCAAAUCUUCUAAAAGAGUGAACAUACUAAAGGGUGACAGCAGCACCACCCAGAGCAGCUCCAUCGGGGCUGUACGCUGGACCCUGCCCGAGGAAGACGUCCAGAUUCACAGCUCGGCCCCCAGUAGACCCGCCAGCGCCAACAACCUCAGCAAACCCUCACAGCAACAUCAUCGUCAGAACGGCCUGAAGGAUCUACGCAGCCUGCAGGAGUGUGUGCAGUUCAUCCAUCACUGGAAGAAGCAAGUGGACCGAGUCUGCAAGGAGUCCACACCAGUGACUGAUCCAGAGGAGGGCACCAGUAAGAAAGAAGCCCAGGACUCAGACCGGCGUACUGAGCGCAGUCUAGAGGAGAGCAGGAAACUGAUCCUGGAGUGGGCUGACGAACUCCACCAUGUGAACAAGCUGAUGAAGGAGACGCCCUGUGCGUCCGAGAGAGAAGACACUAAAAGUAAAGAAGAGGACACCAACGAGGAGAAACAAAUGAGGAUCAUGGACUGGGCAAAGGAGCUGCAGACGGCGACUGAGAACUGUGGCGUGCAGAGCGACGAGCUGGGCAAAGUGUUGCGUCUGCUGGGCCUGAAGAAGAAGCGGCUGGUCAACCUGCUGCCGCUGCUGGAGUUCAUCACCUGGUCUCUGCUCAAAGACGACAGCACGAAAAUGAUUCCGCAGUUAUGGUUACUGGCAAAACAACGGACCUGGAAAGCAGGGAUCCCGAGAUACAUCCCCAACUUAGUCUGGAGUUGGAUUUGCAGUGCAGCAGCUGAUGUGAUUCUGGACCCCAUGACUAACCACCCCUGGCUGCGGCUGUCAGAGAACCAGCGUGCGGUCCAAGAGGACCUCUUGGAGUCCGACCUGCCUUACAGCUCCCAACGCUUCGACAGCUGGCCCUGCGUGCUGGGCUGGGAGGGCUACAGCAGCGGCCGCCACUACUGGGAAGUGGACAUAUCCAAAAAUGGCUACUGGCGCAUGGGAUUGACCACCGCCGACUCCAAGCGUCUCGGCCGGUUCCCCAUGACCCCAGGGCAGGGCUACUGGGUCCUGUGGCGCAGCACCAACCAGUUCUACAUCUGCACCAAGCCGGAAACUCAACUGCCCAUCAGCCUUGUGCCCAAACGUGUCGGGAUCUACUUAGACUACGAAGAGGGCCAGAUCUCCUUCUACAACGCAGAAACAAAGUCCCACAUCCACACCUUCACUGGAAGCUUCCGAGGGAAGCUGUACCCUCUGUUCGCCCCGAUGGAUGGUCGCACAGUCAUGACGAUCCAGCAUGAAAACACUGAGAGGGAAUCUUUGGAGCAUUCAUUUUGAAUCCAUUGAAAAGCACAAGCUCUGACUUUCAAAACUAUAUACACGCUAUGCUUUAAAUAUUCUCCCCUUGAAGAUGAAUUUAAAAUCUCUUAAGCUUCAGUUAAACACAGUGUAAGGCACAAAGACUGAACUAUAUCAAAGUGCUGAUGAUAUUGUGAACAGAUGACACUCUAAAACCUCAUGAUAUAAGUGGAGAUUAGAAGAUGACAAACAAAAAAUGUUGAAAACUCAACGUUGAGUAAGUA